AUGUCCUGUCUUUCAUUAUACUUCGACAAAUCUGAACUGAUUGAAAGUCAGACAAAGUUAUCUCGAAUUAAAUGGGUUUAUAGCAGUAAUUUUUGGAGCGAAAUUAGCGAUUUGGAGAACUUUGAGGAAGGGGCAGAGACGAUUAAGGAUGAAGAAACAGUGGUUGGUGGGAAGAGGUGCUUGUCAUGUUUUGUAAAUAACAGACUUUGUUAUGCUAUAUGGCAGAAAAAAAAAAAGGAGAACUUGCCGACAACCGGCUUUGGCAGUAGCAACAGAUGGGGAAGAGGAGAGAGGAAGGAGAGAAGGACAAAAGAAGGAAGAGAGGAGCUUGGCGGAACUUGUUUUGGUUAUGCACACGCAGGCAGCGUCGUUUCGGUGUUGGGCUUCGGCGGUUGUACUGCUGCUACCACUGGGCAGGCGGCGACAGUUGCUAUAGGCGUUGUUGCCGUUCACUUCGGCUCCUCCGUGAUGCUCCUGUUGCUGCAGCUGCUGUCGUCGAUGUGUCGGUGGUGUUCAACUGAGUAG
Messenger RNA from Enterobius vermicularis (human pinworm), 525 nucleotides. NCBI's taxonomy places the organism in Eukaryota, Metazoa, Nematoda, Chromadorea, Rhabditida, Oxyuridae. The record is from the annotation of a GenBank genome assembly.